CAUGCAAGUAAGCCCUCUACAGACAAUGAUUGCAGAAAACGUAGAUCAUCAGAUCACGAGAACAAAAAUGGCUGCUCAAACUCAAGGAAUCCAGCAACUUUUACAAGCUGAAAAGAGAGCUGCCGAGAAGGUUUCGGAGGCGAAAAAACGAAAGGCCAGGAGAUUGAAACAAGCAAAAGAAGAAGCUCAUGCAGAAAUAGAGAGCUAUAGGAAAGAAAGGGAUACACAGUUUGCAGCUAUACAACAGAACUACAUGGGGUCAAAAGGAAGCCAGGCAGAUGAAAUAGAUAAACAAACAACACAGAAGAUCUAUGACUUACAGCAGAGAGUAAAUGAAAACAGAGAUGUAGUUUUAGAACAAUUGUUUGACCUAGUUUUUGACAUCAAAGCAACAGUGCAUGAAAAUGCUAGGUUGUAAUAUUAAUAGGUGAAAUAUAUGAUAGUUCUCUAAAGUUUGACAUAGGAAAAUGGACUUUGUAUGCAUGAGAAUGUACUAGGUAAUCAUCAACAGUAAACAGUCUAUUUCAUGUUUUGAUAUUGAAAUCCUGCAGUAGUACUGUAUCUGCACUUGUGAUUACUAAUUGGUUCAUAAAAACUUGUAAUUUAUUGUACUAGAAAACAUAGAAACUAGAGUAUUAACAGAUAUUUUGGUUGGAAAACUAUGAUAAAAUUUUAUUUAGUGAUGGGUUGGUAUAUGUCAUUGUAUUUAAUUAAUCAGUAAUUAUAUAAUUGGAGGAAAAAAUCCAAUUUAAAUUUAAUGAAAUUUAUAUUUACUACCACUGGUGUUUUCUGAAGUUAAAAUUGCUAUGAUUUCAAAUUAAAUAAUCAAGUUGCAAUACUUAGUUAAUUUUUUAAGUGUUAAUUUGAUUAUUUAAAAAUUGGGUUUUUAUAAUAUUUAGGUUUAUGUUUUAUUUAUGAGGGAUCUACAACUUAAUAUCGCUAUGCAAAUCUUGAUUGUCAAUCAUAAAUUAUAUAGGUUUCUGCAGCAUUUGUGGCACUAGAGGACAUAAGUUCCCUGUGUGACGACCAAAACCCACAUUGGUCAUGACUUGGACCAGGAAAAAAUACUACACAAAUUCUAUGGGCAUAGUAUGAUCUCCGUCCCAGCUAGUUUGCGCCUGAUACCCCAUCAGGCAAAUUCUAGCACCACCUGUUAUUUAGUACAGUAGCAGAAAGAAUUGCCUGUGGCUGUUGCUGAUGUGUUAUCCCUUACUGCUAUAGUGUGGGGUUAAUUUCCUUGUUAUUAUGUUACUUUAGUAAACAUAAUUGGCAUUCCAUAAAUUUAUGUUUGUGUUUUUAUUAAUGGAAACUCUAAUAAUGAUGUAUAGUAUUCAAAUCUUGCAAUGUUUAUAAUAGUAUAGAACAAAGAAUACAUACUAGUAUAUGGGAUGCAUUUGGCAGAAGAAAGCAUUGUAAUGCUGGUUGUACCAUUAUAUUUGUUUGUUUUGUGCCAUGGUAAAUAUUUGAAAUAAAGCAUAGCAAUACAUAGUGAA
Anneissia japonica is the source of this 1493-nucleotide messenger RNA. Its product is annotated as V-type proton ATPase subunit G 1-like. The record is from RefSeq and is a predicted model, not a curated record. Gene Ontology annotation, molecular function: proton-transporting ATPase activity, rotational mechanism. Lineage: Eukaryota; Metazoa; Echinodermata; Crinoidea; Comatulida; Comatulidae. Gene Ontology annotation, cellular component: vacuolar proton-transporting V-type ATPase complex. Bases 2 to 418 code for a protein of 138 amino acids. The transcript has 3 exons. Gene Ontology annotation, biological process: proton transmembrane transport.